GCAUUUCCAUGUACUGUGUACUGUGGGAGACCAGAUAUAGUGAAUGCAGGGUCCGGGAGGGAGACCAGAUAUAGUGAAUGCAGGGGACCAGAUAUAGUGAAUGCAGAGAGACCAGAUAUAGUGAAUGCAGGGUCCGGGGAGACCAGAUAUAGUGAAUGCAGGGGUCCGGGGAGACCAGAUAUAGUGAAUGCAGGGUCCAGGGAGACCACAUAUAGUGAAUGCAGGGUCCGGGAGACCAGCUAUAGUGAAUGCAGGGUCCGGAGAGACCAGAUAUAGUGAAUGCAGGGUCCGGAGAGACCAGAUAUAGUGAAUGCAGGGUCCGGGGAGACCAGAUAUAGUGAAUGCAGGGUCCGGGGAGACCAGAUAUAGUGAAUGCAGGGUCCGGGGAGA
This is a messenger RNA of Staurois parvus, 390 nucleotides long. NCBI's taxonomy places the organism in Eukaryota, Metazoa, Chordata, Amphibia, Anura, Ranidae. The record is from the annotation of a GenBank genome assembly.